This is a messenger RNA of Egretta garzetta (little egret), 681 nucleotides long. Its product is annotated as motor neuron and pancreas homeobox protein 1. Gene Ontology annotation, cellular component: nucleus. The record is from RefSeq and is a predicted model, not a curated record. The transcript has 4 exons. Gene Ontology annotation, biological process: central nervous system development; regulation of DNA-templated transcription; neuron projection morphogenesis. NCBI's taxonomy places the organism in Eukaryota, Metazoa, Chordata, Aves, Pelecaniformes, Ardeidae. Gene Ontology annotation, molecular function: DNA-binding transcription factor activity, RNA polymerase II-specific; sequence-specific double-stranded DNA binding. Bases 1 to 681 code for a protein of 226 amino acids.
AUGGCGCAGCCGGGUAUUCCUGGUGGUUGCCUGGUGCGCGGGGUGUGGAGGAGCCUGCCGCACCCCGCUUUCGCCUACACCGGCAUCCCCCACCUGCCGCCGCCCGGCGCGGAGCACCUGAAGGCGGCCGUGGCCGGCUCCUUCCCGCUGGAGCACUGGAUCAGAGCCGGGAUGCUGGUGCCGAGGCUCUCCGACUUCCACGCUGCCCCACAGUCUGGCUUGAUGGGGAAGUGCCGUCGCCCCCGCACAGCCUUCACCAGCCAGCAGCUCCUGGAGCUGGAGAACCAGUUCAAGCUCAACAAAUACCUGUCCAGACCCAAGCGCUUUGAGGUCGCCACGUCACUGAUGCUCACUGAGACGCAGGUGAAGAUCUGGUUCCAGAACCGCCGCAUGAAGUGGAAGCGGAGCCGCAAAGCCAAGGAGCAGGGGGCUCAGGUGGAGGCUGAGAAGCAACGAGGGCUCAGCAAAGCCUGUGAGAAGCUGCUUCCCGGCGAGCCCCAGGGACAAGCUGCUGAAAGCCCCGAGUUCAUGGGGCACAGCCCCGGCUCGGGCUUCCUGCACCGCAGCACUGCUGAGCUGGGCUACGGCCCGGACUCCUCCUGCUCAGGGGGCGAGGAGGAAGAAGAAGAGGAGGAGGAUGAGAUGGGUGCCACGGAGAGGAAGAUCAGCUCUGUGUUGUGA